UUCGAGCCCUGGCCGCUGCAGAGCUGCGAGCGCCCUUCGCCGCCCCUUCGGGGACCUGUGAGCACGGAUGGACCCGCCCGGCCCCAGCGGGGAGCGGCCUGGCCGGCGGCGGCCCCGACGGCGUCAGCCAGGGCUGGGCAGGGCCGCGGAUCCCUGAAGCGCGCUCAGGGUUCCGCGGGCCCGGCGGCCGCACCAUGAUGCCGGGCGAGACGCACUCGGCGGCGCCCGGGACGGCGGCGGGGCUGUCGCGGUGCCAGGGCUGUGCGCCCUUGCAGCAGAAUUUGAAUGAAUAUGUUGAUGCAUUAACCUUGAAGAAAAAAAUCAUCAAUACAGAUAACUUGUUAACAGAGUAUCAGAAGAAAUUUUCACAGCUGCAGUUUGCCAGAAGAGAGAACAGCACCUUGCAUCACCAGAUGGAACAGAUGCUUAAAGCCGAGCUAGAGGAGAAAAAGAGUUCUCUUAAGCUGUACCAGGACAUGCAUCAGGAAUAUGCUCGGGUUAAGGAGGAGUGUCUGAGGAGUGACGCAGAGAAGAAGAAACUUGAGGCCAAGGUGAAGAAAUUGGAAGAGACCGCAUUCAAGCACAUCCAGGAAUCUAAGCAACUGAGAAAUGAGAAGAAAAUUCUGGAAAAGGAAUUUAAAAAGUCACAGGAAAUACUUGAUGAAUUCUCCAAGCAGAAGGACGAGAAGGAGUUGAGACACAUUGGGACUCAGAUAUCAAGCGAUGCUGUCGGAAACAUCGAUAAAAGGAGAGUGAAACUUCUCCUGAAGGAGCUCUGGCUCUGCAUCAACACCGCUGCACACAGACUGCCUGAUGAAGGUGGCAGGUGUGCCACAGAUAAGCCUGCCCAGGGAACCUCCACACCACCAGCAUGUGGGGCAGCAGGUGACAGCACAGACAAGAUGGCUGAUGUGCACACUUGCCUGGCUGAGCUGUCCAUGGAGAUCGAGAGCAACUUCUCCCAAGAGGCCCCAGAUGCUGGGCAGCUGAGCAGCUGUGUGGGUCCUCUGCGGGCACAGCUGGUGGAUGAAGACCUGCAGGCUGCUGUGGACUUCUUCAAAAUGCCACCCCCGCUCCUGUCCCCCGUGCCAUCCCCGCCGCUUGUGUCCCUACCGCCCUGGGGCUCACUCACUUCUCCGCUGGGGCCGGAGGCCUGCUUUGAAGAUGACGCAAAUUCAAGUGACGCUGACUCUGCCCUGCACAGGAACCCCCCAGAGACCAUUUCCGAAGAUGACUCCACCUCGCCCCUACCUCUCUGGGCCGCCGCCCUAAGCACUGCCCAGGGCCACGACUCCCCGGAGGAAAAGAAUCUUGGGGCACAGGAGGGCUCUCCAUCGCCGAGCACACCAGCGGGAAGCCCAGUGCCCUCAGUGGGCUUUGGGACCUUCACGGCCCCCCUGAGUGCCCCUUCUCUCACCUUCCCCUUCGCUCAGGAACGGCCCUGGGCCUCUGCUUCAAAGUCCCCAUGCGUGGGGCCGGCGGACUUACGGGGAACUGUGCGGGAGGUGGACAAAGCCGUGCAGACCGAGAGGUCACCCCUGUGGCCCCGGGAUGGAGAGUUCCCCAGGCUGCCCAUCCUGGGUUCCCCCCUGCAUCCGAGGAGCCUUGGCAACCUAUUGGAGUCCCGGCCGGCGGAGUGGAUGUUGGCCUCCAGAGUCACAUCUGAAUCUGAGCAUUUGCCGGGAGGUGAUCGGGGGGUUCCCCGGCCCUCAGCACCUGCUGGCUUCCAGUGUGGGAAGGAGCCUAGUGUCCCCAUCCCGAUGGACUCUCCUUUCUCUGAGUCCAGGUUCCAUCCACAGCUAGAGUCCUUGGAAGGAGAGAGUGACCCCGAGACAAUGACAUCCAGUGCUCUGACGCCGGGUUCUGGAGUGUCCCCCAGCGAAGGCCGGAGCGAUGCAGAGCCUGCAGUGGUCACCUCAGGCCAGACCCAGGAUCCCUCCCCUCCACGAUCAGUACUGAGUAGGGCACCUGCAGAUGGGCAGCGUGUCUAUCGGUCUCCCCAAGGACCUCUGAAGACUAGCCCGUGUCAGCCAGCACCCAGCGGGCAAGGCCUUGGUCAGCUGCAGCUCUUGUCUUGGCACCAGAGCCCAGUGCUACGCAGGGGCCGUGCAGGGGGACUGCCAGACACAGAUGGGCCCCUACCUUCCCCGGCAGCUGCUAUCUCUCCAGAUGAGAACUUCAGGGCAGCUGUCGCCUCCACCACGCUGCCAUCCAACCAGGUGUCAGUCAUCACCAAGCAGGCACGCCCAGAUCUCCCCACACUGCCUCAGGAGGAUGCUCCCUUGACAGCAGUGGGCCCCCUGCCCAGGACUGAGCUGCAGGCCACAGAGAAAGAUGGAGUGGCCCUCAGGACCAGGCAGGCGGUGGCCACCACUCAUACCUCACCUGAAGUCUCCAGCACCUGCAGGAAGUUGGACUUUGAUGACCCUAGUGCACCCUCAGUUGCAGGCAGCUCACUUUUCCUGGCCAGUAGCAUCCUGGCGCUUUCCUACGAUCAUGUCCCCGGACAUAAGCACAGAGGGACCCUGGGGCCCCGCAGGCUGCCUGCCCCAAUCCGCGCCAUCAGGCAGAGCCCCCGUAAGUCUGGGCCCUCACCAUUGCUGUCAAGUGGGACUUCAGGGGCUCCCCAAACUGUCGUACACUCCGAGAGCCUCCCCAUGGUGCCGUGCCUCUACACGGGCCGUCGGGAGCCACAGGAUGGGGUGGACACAGAGGCGGAGAGUGAGGUGCCCAGCUGCAGCGAGGGGGAGCCUGAGCCUGAGACCUCAGGGACUGUGCCAGGUACAGCCAAGGCCAGGCCCUGGCCGGAGCUGGGCGCCCUCAUGUCUGCCCUGCAGCACUGCAGCCUGGCCGCUGCUGCCGACUCACUAUCCACCUCUGAUGUGGCGCUAUUCCUGGAGGGCUGUCGACUGCGGGACAGCAGCUGUGCCGACUCAGCAUCUGAGUGUUCUAGCAAGGAGCCCGUGGUGGCUCUGGAGGAAGCCGGGGGAGGCCUGGAACCACCUGAGGAGUUACCAGCAUCCGAAGGCGAUGAGGCAGCCCCAAGGCUCUCCAGUCAGCUGUCGCCAAGCUCCCUGGACACACUGGCCAAGGUGCUGGCCAGGCUUGGGCGUGAAUUGCAAGCAGGCCCUGAGGGCUCCCCACUUCGUGAGGCCGGGACCCUGCUGCUGCUCAACAUGCUCCAGCAGUUAAUAGCUGAGGAAGGGCCAGACCCUGAGCCAGAGUCCAAGCCACACCCUGAGCCCGAGCCCGAUCCAGAACACGAGUUGCACCCUGAGCCGGAGCCCGAGCCAGAACACGAGUUGCACCCUGAGCCAGAGUUGGAGCCAGUGCCCAAGUUGGAUUCUAAGCCUGAACCCAAGCCUGUGCCAGACUCUCCUCUGGAAUCCACACCCGCAUCCAAAUCAGCAUCAGCUGCUGCCAGCUUGCAGGGCUCACCUGACGGACAAUCUGGCCCGGCACAGCAGGAGGCGCGCCUGGAACCGGCGGGAUCCCAGGGCACAGGCACUGGUCAGGCCCCCGAGACGGAACCUGAGGCCAUGUUCCAGUGCCAGAUUUCCACUGUGACGUCGGAGGUCAUCAGUGUGCUGCUCGAUGGCCACCAGGACCUUGUCAUUGAGAAGGGGGACAACUGGACUAUUAUUAAUGGAGUUGCACUGCUGCCAGGCAGCAACCGGAUGCUCCUGUGCUGUCCACCAGCCGGGGGCCUUGACACUGAGCUCGAUGCCAAGCCGGACACAGACCUGGACUCUGAAUUGGAUGUGGACCUGGAUGCCAAUGCGGACCUUGGUUCUUGCCCAUCCCCUGCCGAGGAUGCCCCACCUGCACCCCCUGAACUGGUCCCGGCUCCUCCACCCAGUGCCGUCCAGGAGAUCUCAAGCAGCGGCCAGACUACCAACUUUGACAAGAGCCGCCUUCGCAACAGGCCCGUGAGGCCGAGCACCAGGAUCAACGCUGAGAUUUUCGACCAUGACUUGGACUUCGAGGCCCCUACAGCAGCAUCUGACCACACCUACUUCAACUCCAAACUUGAGGUGGCCACCAAGACUAAAGGCCGGGCCAGGAAUACCAGCCAGGAACAGUCCAGCAGGCCUGGGAAGAUCACAGGCAGGGCUGAGGCUUCUGGGGGCUGUGAUGUCCCGGAGGAGAAGAGCCCUGCAAAAGCCCCACGGGCACCAGCACAGCCAGUCCUGGCCACAGCAGACACUUCGACGCCAGCCGAUGGGGCUGCUGGGGACACGCUAAGCCAGAUCCGGCAGGAGGUGGGGCCCCCACUGCCACCACUGCUCGCCCCCCUUGUGGCCACACCGCCCCGGCCCUCCCGUUCUGUGUCCCCCCUCAUCUCCAGCUCUAGCCCCGCCUCGCCCCUCGGCCAGCUGUCCCCAUUGUCAGAAGCACCUGAGCCCCCUGCUGGAUCUCCCAUACCUGGAACCCAAUCCACCACAGGAGAGCGUGCUCUGGCGUCCCCACUGCAGUUCUGUGCGGCCACGCCGAAGCAUGCCCUACCCGUGCCCGGUCGCCUGCCGCCCCUGGCUGCCGGCCCUACCUCUGCCCACACCACUUCUGGGGCAGGUCCACAGGAGAACUCGGUGAAGAUCCUGGACACCAUGUACCCCGAGCUAUCUGCACGAGCUCGCACCCUCAACAUUCUCAAAGGCAACCUUCAGUUGUCACGAGGCCCUGCCGACGGCCAGGACCACCCUGCACCCGGCAGCACCCUCUCAGGCUUCAAAACCAUCACGUCUACCUCCACGGCCUUUGUGAAGGCUGGGGGCCGCAUGGCAGGGAAGCGGGCGCUGCUGGCCACCUCGCUUCGGAGUGCCAAGAAGCUACGGCUGGAUGGCAGCUCCCCGGAGCCUGAGUCUGGGAGCACUGGCGCCGGACCCCACAAAAACCACCGCCGGCAGCCCCCACCCUCCGCUGAUUAUGACAACCCUGUCGCCGGGGAAGACAGAGGCCCUGGGGAGCCUGACCCUGCAGCCACACAGGCAGUAGCCCCCAAAUCCAAAGACACUGCAGAGUCUCAUGAUGGAGCGAUUGCAGAUGCACUGAAGAGGCUCGCCCAGGCCUCCUUCGACCUGCUGCCCGUCAUCCGAAGCCAUGUCUAUGUGGGCAACAUCUCCAAGAGACCUGUCAUGCGCGACCAGGAGAAGGAGGUGGUCCUGGAGUUCAGUACCACGCGCAAGCACCUGGCUGAGGCCCUGCUGCAGUCGAUCCUGUUGGAACUGAGAGCACAGAAGUCAUCUGUGGAGCCCAGCUGCAGGCACGCCCUGUGCCGUGUGUAUGUGGGCCUGUGCCGGCAGUUGGGGGACCUGGAACGCGCACGUCUCUUCUGCUACAGCCUCCUGAAGGAAGAUUUCCCGGAGUCCGAAAAGCUUACACUGUUCAUUGCCAACAUGUGGCAUGAUGUGUUCAUCUCCCAGUCGGUCAUCAACAAAGCCAUGCAGCUGGUCGCCCGGCAGCGUGCGAAAGGCGAGGUGCUUAACUGCCUGCGAGCAUUCCUCAACUGGGAGAAGAACGCGCCUGUGGACGUUGGCUUCAUGGUGUCCAAACUGCUCCUGACCAUCCAGUUGUGCCCCAAAACUGAGUUUCAGUGCAGUGAGAAGUUUGGUGAGGACCUGAGCGCCAGCACCUGGGAGCACAUCCUAGCCAUCGACCUACUUUGCUGCCAUCAGAAGUGGGUGUGGACGCACGACAACAUUAUCAGCAAGGAGCUGUGGCCUGUGAUGGACAAGUGGGUCAAGUACAGGAAAGGUCACACCAACGUCGCCUAUACCCCGGACAUCAUUAUUGCAUCCAUCCUCAGGCUCAUUGGGCGCUUGGGCCAGUUGGGGCUGAAGGAAGGGUUCCCGACCGCCGUGAAGAACAUCAGCUCUGUCAUUGGCAUGUUCAUCCAGCAUGCCCGGGAUGAAGAUAUCCCAUGGGGGAUCCAGCUGGCUGCAGUGUAUGCACUGUGUGACCUGAGCCCCAGCAACCCCUCCGAAAUCUCCAAGAUCCUAGAGGCCUGGCGCCAAGAGACCUCCCACAGUGUGCCUCCGGCCGUGGUGGGCUGCUUGGAGGAGGUGAGCUCCCUGUGUUCGGAAGAGCUCAGCUGAGCAGGAGAGAAGUAUCUGGAUGACUCCGAGACGGAGGUUGGAGAGGGAGAGAGGCCUGCUGCUCUCGGGCGACGCCCUGGAACCCUGUCCUGUCCUACCCAGCGCCACUGCCCGCACCCACCUGCCUAGCUCACCGGGUCCUGGGGCACAGUAUCGGGUUUGGUCAGGCAACAAGGACUUGAACUUUGCCCUUUUUUGCUGCAGAAAGUGUCCUUUUAGUCACCUCUUGCAGGUGAACGGCAUUUUAUAAUAACAGAACAACGUCCUUGGUUUGGUUCCGGAGCUGACCUGAGGGUCAGGUCUCUGGACUGGACCGCAGAAAGGAUCAGUGGAGCCGGGCAGCAGCCCCGAGGGUCCAUGAGUGUUCGCUCGGCUCCAUCGGGCCAGGAAGCUGUGGUCUGGCCUCCUGCCUUUGCCCUGGACAUGCUCUGUGGGCUCAGCUGCUCAUGGAGGAGCCAGCAGCAGAGUAAUGCCUGGGCUGGGCCCCUGAGCUGGCUGCUGGGGGCGCCUGGGCUGCAUGCCGAGGAGACCUGGGCUGGGUGUUCAGGGGGCCUGAGCUGGGCGCCCUUUGCGUGCAUAGGACAUCAGCCCCUCUCUCCCGCCAGGGCUGUCGGGACAAGCAAAUGAUGUGGUUCACAUUGGAUAAUAUUCCACUUGGGAAUUUUAGUAUCUGUAUAGAGAAAACGGGGUUCCGACCUCACCGUGAUCCUGGUCUGUCUCUGUUCACCCUUUCUUAAGAUUCUUGUCUGUGAUUUUUAUAAUAAAACUAAC
Suncus etruscus (white-toothed pygmy shrew) is the source of this 6866-nucleotide messenger RNA. It is a transcript of the gene ICE1, whose product is annotated as interactor of little elongation complex ELL subunit 1. The record is from RefSeq and is a predicted model, not a curated record. Bases 195 to 6095 code for a protein of 1966 amino acids. The transcript has 19 exons. NCBI's taxonomy places the organism in Eukaryota, Metazoa, Chordata, Mammalia, Eulipotyphla, Soricidae.